Messenger RNA from Pocillopora verrucosa, 2508 nucleotides. Lineage: Eukaryota; Metazoa; Cnidaria; Anthozoa; Scleractinia; Pocilloporidae. The record is from RefSeq and is a predicted model, not a curated record.
AUGACUACUAUUGGCCGAGCUUCACGCUGGAGCCCAGAUUUCGAGCAAAGAAGUCGCGUCAAAACAAAAUUUGUCAUCAAUAAAGUUGAAGGUUUGCGAACAAUUUUUAAACAAGAAUGGGACAUGCGUUUCGGAACGGCUCUUGGAGAAUGGAAAGAUGAUCCUAGUAACGGGAAAGACUUUUACAAUGUAGAGUCCCCACGAAACCAAAGGAGGAACAAGCAUAUGUUGUCGACCAUGAUUAAAGGAAAUAGAGCGAAAUGGGAUUCUACCAUGUUUUUUUACGCCAUUCUCUACUCAGAUUGCAUGUUCAGACUAAACGCGGUGGUGAGAAGGAAUGUCGACGAUCUUAGGAAAUUUCGCAAUGAAGAAUUUGCUCAUAUGCCACAAGGUCAACUUUCGGAGUUAGACUUUAAAAUUGCUAUUGGCAAAGUUUCUGCAGCAUUCCAAGCACUAGGUCUUUCCACUAUAGAGAUUCAACAAAUCACAAACCAAAAGACGUUUCCUACAGAAGAGUUAAGAGAUGUCUUAGACAAAGUGAAACACUUAAAGAAAGACUUAAUAGAAAAAGAAAACGAGGACCUUGCAGAUCAGCUGAAGAAGAUAGAGAGUCAACGCGAGGAUCCGGAAGAUCUGCUGAAGGAAACUGGAAAACAACGAAUUUGUCUUGAAGAUCAGCUUAAGGAAACUGAAAAGCAACUACAGGUUCUUAAAAAUGAGAUUAAAGAAACAGUAGAAAAACGAAUGGGCCUUGAGAAUCUCUUACAAAAAAAAGAAAAUGAGCUACAGGAAAGAGAAGAAAAACGCAGGACCCGUACAGACCAGCUUAAGACAACAGAAGAACGACAAAGAAACCUUGAAGAUAAUGUGAGGGAAAUGGAAGAGAAACGAAAGAGCUUUGAAGAUCAGUUACAAGAGAAAGAAAAACAAAUGAAGAGCUUUGAAGAUCAGCUGAAGAAAUCCGAAUUUCAACGACAAGUUCUUACAGAACAACUACUGAACGACACCUCCCCGUUUUGCAUUCUUCCUCCUAAACCUUCACACGACAUAGCAAGUCGCGAUGUUGAGGUUGCUGAAAUGACAAAACAGUUGCAGGAGCUUAAGCGAGCUGAUGCGAGCAACUUAAGUAUCUUGUAUAUAUCCGGAAAUCCUGGCAGCGGUAAACUAGCAAGUCUUGUAGCCGAGAGAUUUUACGAGAAAGCCCAAGAAAAUUCCCGCUCUGUAACGUUUGUGAUGACUCUGAUGUGCGCUCGACAAAUGAAGUGCCUCGAAGAUAUGAUUGUACAAAUCCAUAGCUCCAAAUGUUUGAAGACAGAGGACAAGAUUAACAGCAUGAUAUCCUUAAUCAGCUCAAAGAUUGAUCUGUACGAGUCCUGGCUUCUGUUGGCUGACAACGUGAAAAGCUUAUCUGAAAUGCAUGUUCAUUUACCCCAGCAAGGACAUGGACAGUGGGGAAAGGGGUAUCUGUUGAUCACAACCCAAGAUAGUACAUGUAUACCGUUAACAAGCACUUCCAUUCGACACAUCUCAGUAAGCGAGGGUAUGCAGUCUCAAGAGGCGUCUUCUUUGUUAGCCCUGAUUUCUGGUAUCAGCGAUAGUGAGAUGGAGGAAGUAGUAGCUAGAGAACUCGACUACCAACCUCUUGCUUUAGCAAGCGCAGCCACCUAUGUGAAGCAACUUCGACAGAGCAAACGUCUCUCAGAGUUUGGAUGGAAUGACUAUUUGAGGAAAGUAGAGAAAGGGCAACGUGAUGAGACAGAGACUCUACUUACAGAGACCAACCCAUGUUACAAGAAAUCGAUGACAACAGCAACAACACUGGCCGUUAAGGAGGUAAUGCAAUCAGACAGAACCAUAGAUCAUGCAUUAAGUUUUCUCUCCCUCCUUUCGUCACAGCCCUUAAAUGUGGAAAUCGUGGUGAAUUAUAUUGUAAGCGUCGAUGAAGGAAUAAAAGAUGAAGAGAUGAUAAUUAUGAAACUCCAAAGAUGUUCGCUAAUUUUAUUACAUGAAGAUGAGUUCGGUUUCCUCAUCUGGGUACAUCAGAUCGUGCGCGAUAUCGUUCACUCUUUGAUUAAGGGCUAUCCAGAAAGCCAUCACGUGAAAACUUUGAAAAGCGCUAUUGCGGCGUUUGGCCAGUUCAUGGAUGACAACUUACCGAUGGGAUCGUCAGAUUCAAUUUUGCAAAGCUACGUCCUUGCCCUACAUUUGAAAUGUUUCAUUCUUAGAUUUGAAAACGUACUUUCGAAAGUUGCCCUUCCUCAAAUCGUCCAGCCUGAAAUGAAAAAGCUCGGCAAGAUAUGUGAGAACCAUUGUCAUUUUCAGGCCGCAAAGAAAUUGUUAGCUUUUCUCCAAAAGUUUGGACCACAGCACGCUAGUGUUGCAACUAGUUACAAUAACUUAGGUAGGGUGCACAACAAACUAGGCGACUUUGAGAAGGCCAAGGAGUAUCACGAACUUGCUCUGAGCAUUACACAGAAAAAACUUGGACUUGAGAAUGUAGAAGUGGCA